AUGCAUUCAGAGCCAAACCUCUUGUUCCCGGAUCUUCCCCCAGAGCUCCGCAACGAAAUCUACACCUACCUUUCUACCCCUGGUGCCGACUCGCGACCCAUGAACCUGCACCUCCCCCUGCAACUCAAGACAUUCCUCUGCAAACACACAACCGUGCAAAUCUGUCCCAUCCACCAUGGAUCAACCGGGCUGCUCGCCCUGCCCCUCACCCGCUACCUCGAGGUGCGCGAGUACGCCUCGUGGCUGCUCAACAACGGCGUGUCGCUGCAAAUCGCGGUGCACUUCAAAGGCCGCAUCAACACCUUCACCCAAGGCGACUGGGACAAGAAAAUAGCCACGCAUCUCCGCAAACUAGCCAAACUGCAUCCGUGGCUGAGAAAAGUAGCAAAGUACGAUAUCCACGUGCUCUGGGACCCGCUGGACGGCGCGCUCAAGAGCAAGAAUAACAAGCGGAAAGCCGCGCUGGUGCCCCUCGACAUGGCUCGCACGCUUACACAGCUCCUCGAUCGAGACAUCAUGUCCAAGCACGGCCAUGUGCGCGUCGCGCUACAUGUUGGGCACAAAUUUGCCGUGGAGAAUGCAAUGACGACGACCAAGUUUGGAUUUGGGGUUUUUCUGGGGGACAAGCAGCGGCUUGAGGGGUUUAGAGGCGUGGUAAAGGAGGUGUGGAAGGCGCCUUCAGCAGCAGCAGCAACAGCAGACGAGCCGUUGAUGGGGGUCGAGGAUGGUGUGGUCAGGUGGUCGGUGCAGACGAGGGGACAGCUGGUUAUGAGGAAGAAUGUGAAUGCUGUGGCUGGUGGCGAGGGUGUAUACGAAUACGGGAAUGGUGAGUUGGAGUUUCCCCUGUGCCAGAUACUAGCCGAGUGUGUAGAGCAGCUGUGA
Exserohilum turcica Et28A is the source of this 882-nucleotide messenger RNA. RefSeq lists its product as uncharacterized. The record is from RefSeq and is a predicted model, not a curated record. Bases 1 to 882 code for a protein of 293 amino acids. The transcript has 2 exons. NCBI's taxonomy places the organism in Eukaryota, Fungi, Ascomycota, Dothideomycetes, Pleosporales, Pleosporaceae.